Molecule: messenger RNA, 651 nt
Organism: Hyaloscypha bicolor E
Lineage: Eukaryota; Fungi; Ascomycota; Leotiomycetes; Helotiales; Hyaloscyphaceae
Product: kinase-like protein
Exons: 1
Biological process (GO): protein phosphorylation
Molecular function (GO): ATP binding; protein kinase activity
Source: RefSeq, a predicted model, not a curated record
GGAGCGUCAAGUGUGGUCUACCGUACUUCACCUGAACAGGUGGUUAAGUGCUGCAGGCCAGGAACACUUGGGGAGAUCGAGCAUGAACGCGACAUUCUGGAGCGGCUCGGAGAGCACCCUCUAAUCAUCAAGAAGUUUGAAAGGGAAGAUGCUGGCCAACUCAUUCUUCAGUACCAUCCUCGCGAACUACGUGACCUCUUGCUCUCCGGGACACACAUCCAUCUGGAGAAAUGGGCAUUACAAAUUACUGAAGCUCUAGCCCACGUCCACGCCCACGAUAUCAUAUACCGUAACUUCAACUUAAGCAAUAUUAGAAUACAGACGUCGCAAGAUAUCGUAUUGUGCGACUUUGCCGGUUCGUCAUUGGUCGGCCAUACACAGAUGGGAGUUAGAGCAGAAGUAAGGUUCUGCCGCCUGCCUUACCAUAGCAUGGCUACAGUCCAGGACGACCUCUUUUCGCUGGGCUCUGUUCUCUAUGAAUUGUCUACAGGAUCAGUGCCGUAUGCCACGCGCAAAGACAAGGAUGUCGUACGGCUAUAUGGCAUUAAGAAAUUCCCGCCAGUUUGCAACCUUCCCAUAGGGAAGAUUAUUACCAAGUAUUGGAAUGAGAGCUAUCAAAGUGCCAACGAGGUACUGCUUGACCUCGUAUGA